Suillus subaureus is the source of this 2090-nucleotide messenger RNA. RefSeq lists its product as uncharacterized. The record is from RefSeq and is a predicted model, not a curated record. The transcript has 3 exons. Bases 197 to 1876 code for a protein of 559 amino acids. NCBI's taxonomy places the organism in Eukaryota, Fungi, Basidiomycota, Agaricomycetes, Boletales, Suillaceae.
CUGCAGGCCCAUCAAGGAAAUCACCGAACACGAGUUUCUCAGCCACAAACCUUUGGUUGGGCACGAGGAGACGGUGUCAAGCACUGCAACGCUCUUUGAUUCGAUAUCGUCUAAAGUAAAUUCUUCUGUUUCUUCUGUCUUUUGUGAUGUCUUGCAACCUUUGAUGUACCAGUUGGCUUGAAUAUCGGUGGACAUAAUGGAUACCAGGGAUAAUUUGACUAGGGCUGCCCUAGUUCAAUACAUAUCCUCUCUGAAUGAUUCCUCCUUGCUCAAACCAGAGCCGCAGCUCGUGUUUACCCCCGCUCCACCCUGCUCGCAACCUUGGCAGCCAAUUUCUAGCUGCAGCAGUAGCCCUUUCUUCUCCUUUUUUUCGGAGGAGGACUUUCCCCCUCUCAACUCUAAACACACACAAGGCGUACCUGGUCCUUCCAAUCUUCUGAAGCAGUCUGGUCCGGUGAGCUUAUACCCGACUCCGCCGUCCAGCGCUUCUCCAUCAAAGUGCACCAUCCCACUACCAGAAGAAAGAGGCGAAUUUACUCCCAUCUUCACUACCCAUUCACCAGGCGUCUUGGACUCGCCUAUCGUUAUGCGCCGCGAGGACCUUGCUUGUCAUAGACCUCUAACGCCACCGCCGACGCAAUUGCUCUAUAACCUAGAGUUGCCGGGCUAUGAAGAUGAUGACGAUGAUUCGAUGUUUGAGGAGAGUGGGCACACAACUCCUCAUCAGGGUGAUUUUGAAGAGGAUUUUUACGAUGGGAUAUCUGCCAUGUCGGAUAGUUCCGCAGAAUCGGAUUCGCCGCUCUCGCCUCUAUCACCACCCUGGAAGCCACCCGAGCACGGUCUGGCUAAGUCCCAUUGGAAUGAUCCGCCCUCCCCUAAUUUUUCCUGGUCUCCCGGUUUAGGGAGCGAAGACAUUGACGAUAUGUCUAUGCCAGUAUCCAACGAAAUAACGUCCUUCUCACCUGAUCAGGUGCCCUAUCUUCUUGGCGUUGACCCGCCUCGUCCCAAACUCGUGCCGCUUCACAUACCCUGGUCAUCGCACCAACACAUACCCAUGCAUCAACUAGAUGAGCAACCCCCAUCCUCCCCCCACCGUUCCGCCCUCUCAUUGGCAGACAUGAUCAUCGAUGAUCCUCCAGAGCUCAGAGCCCCUCAUCUCUCCCUUUCAGGUCUCCCCGAGCUAGAGCAUGAAAAAGCGCUACCCCGUAUACCACCAUCAUCUCCCAGCAGACGGUCUUGCUCCUCUCUUCCCGAUGAUACAGACAACCUACCAUCUUCUCCAUCGUCUCCUGGCCCAUCUCUCCUAUCGCUCCCAGGUGCUGACACAGACGACGACCUCCUCCCCGAUGUAUCCGCGUUUGUGCCCCUCACGCCAUCCCAAGGCGUCCCGUUCGUCCCUAGCCAACCACUUCUGUUCAUCCACGAUCCGAGGGACGUGCCCCUCCCACGCUCACCCUCGCCCGAAGAUUUUCAUCUCUGCCUUUCUGUGCACGACAUGGACAGCGACCCUGAGCUCGCACAGCUCUUCGAGUUGCGCAAGCGCUCACUUGCGGUAGUGCAGGGGUUGCCAGAGGGCCCGGAAUGCACAGACGCAUACACACGUAAGUCGAAGAAGAAGCGGGAGCGGGAGAGGAGUGCGGAGGUCGGAGCUCUGCUCAGGUUGAAGCUGGGCGACAAGGUCGGCAUGGAUGUAAACGAGGGGAAGAGUCCCGAACGCCGCAGGAAGGGCGUCAUAGGGAACAUAUCCCAGCUUGUCGCACAGAUGGUGUUCCGGCGGCACGAGGCUUCACGACCGUUGACGAAACGCAAACCGGUGCUGUCUGCGCAGGAAUACGUGCAUUCUCCACUUUCAGCAUGUAUUGCUGUUGAUUCAUAGUUAUGAGGAUUGGAUUAGUGACUGUUUUUUUUAGUGCGUGGAUCGUGGUGUAGACUUCGGAGGUGCAUUGUUUGGCACUGUACGUUCAAGUGUUAUGUUGUUGGACUAUGUCCUUGUAUGCCUUUAGCUUGUAACCACCAUUGACGGAACCGCUCUCACAAACCCCUUUGUUUACCAUCUAUUGGAUUUAUGCUUGCAGAUAUACGGAUAGGCG